Syngnathus typhle (broad-nosed pipefish) is the source of this 2630-nucleotide messenger RNA. It is a transcript of the gene ptpn6, whose product is annotated as protein tyrosine phosphatase non-receptor type 6. The transcript is spliced from 18 exons. Bases 680 to 2428 code for a protein of 582 amino acids. Gene Ontology annotation, biological process: protein dephosphorylation. Lineage: Eukaryota; Metazoa; Chordata; Actinopteri; Syngnathiformes; Syngnathidae. The record is from RefSeq and is a predicted model, not a curated record. Gene Ontology annotation, molecular function: protein tyrosine phosphatase activity.
AAACACUGCAAAAAGGAGCAAUCAUGUUAAAUGUGAGCUGAAUUCAUCAUUUCCUGCAGAGAAGUCGACAAGACUCGUUGUGGUCCUGUGUGAAGAGGAACAAUGACGUGGACACUCAAUACACACUGAGCGAGCGGUGAGCUGAGAAUAAGGAAGUGUACUGUGCCGCUGACCUUUGUGUUGUCACAAACACACACACCUGCAACAGAGAAGAGUAGCAGCAGACAGUAACAAUAGACUGUUGACAGAAAACAACUCGGUGGAGACUCACUGAAGAACCAAAAUGUAUUUCCAGUAUGUAUUUCAUGUGACUCAUUCGGAAUAACAAAAAUAAGGAGGAAUUCCGGCUUUGUCAGCUCUUCUGGUUCCCGUUGGGGCUUUCACUAUUUUGUGAAAGGAACGACAAAAAGGAAGGAAGGGUAAGAGACGACGUAGACAGACGCACGCUCAGAGCAACAGAGAGGAGGGGAGUGCGAGACUCAAGCCGGGCUCACUUGCCUUCAGGGACAGCGGACAAGAGGACAGACGGUUUUACUUUUUUUUUUUUUUUCUAUGUUCAUUCCCGCCCGAUCACACACAAGUUGAGCCAGAAGGGGAAAAAUAAGAUCAGGUGCCAGGGCCCUCUCCGGCGGCCUUCACUGGAGUUGUCUUCUAAUCGAGACGCUGCGAGGGCGACGACAUGGUUCGGUGGUUCCACCGAGACAUCACAGGCCUGCAGGCCGAAGACCUGCUGAAGACUCAGGGUAUCUCUGGCAGCUUUCUGGCCCGACCCAGCAAGAAUGUGGGCGACUUCUCUCUGUCUGUCCGGGUGGGCGAGCGAGUGACUCACAUCCGCAUCCAGAACACGGGCGACUACUACGACCUCUACGGCGGGGAGAAGUUUGCCACGCUGUCCGAGCUGGUGGAAUACUACACGGCCGACAACGGCAUUCUGCAGGACAAGGACGGCACCAUCAUCGAGCUCAAAUACCCGCUCAACUGCUCCGACCCCACCACCGAAAGGUGGUAUCACGGCCACCUUUCGGGUCCAAGCGCAGAGAAGAUGCUGAUCGCUCGCAACGAGUCGGGGACCUUCCUGGUCAGAGAGUCGCUUUCCAAGCCGGGAGAUUUUGUGCUGUCUGCCUUGACAGACGAGCGCAGCAAAACGGGAGCGAGGAGAGUUUCUCACAUCAAGAUCAUGUUUCAGAAUGAGCGGUACACAGUGGGAGGCUCGGACAUAUUCGACACACUCAGUGACUUGGUGGACUUCUACAAACGAAAAGGCAUCGAGGAGAUUUCAGGGAACUGGGUGCACCUCAAACAGCCGUAUUACUCCACCAGAGUGAACGCGGCCGACAUCGACAGUCGAGUGAAAGAAUUGGACCAGACGACUCUCAUGCAGCAGGAGGCCGAGGGUGGGAAAAGCAAGGCGGGCUUCUGGGAGGAGUUUGAUGUUCUUCAAAAGUUGGAGGCUAAGGUGAAAAAGAGUCGAGAGGAAGGCCAGAGACCAGAGAACAAGUCCAAAAACAGAUACAAGAAUAUUCUUCCUUUCAAUGACACCAGAGUCAUCCUGCAGGACGUUGACCCCAACGUGGUCGGUUCAGACUACAUCAACGCCAACUACAUGCGAAACACCUUGUGGGAGUCGGAGACUCCGAAAGUUUACAUCGCCACUCAGGGUUGCCUGGCAACAACUGUCAAUGACUUCUGGCAGAUGGUGUGGCAAGAGAAGACCGCUGUCAUCGUCAUGACGACCAGGGAGGUGGAGAAAGGGCGGAAUAAAUGUGUGCCAUACUGGCCUGAGAGAGACAGCGCCAAGGAGGUGGGCCGCUACGUUGUGACCUCUAAGUCGGAAAGGGAAGCCACCGAUUACAAAGUCCGAGUCUUGGAGCUGGCGCCAAUGAACAAGCAGCCCAAGCACACCCGCACCAUUUGGCAUUACCAGUACAUGAGCUGGCCCGAUCACGGCGUCCCUCAGGAGCCCGGUGCCGUCCUCAGCUUCCUCACACAAGUCAACGACAAACAGGCUGAAUAUCCUGAUGCUGGCCCCAUGAUCAUCCACUGCAGCGCUGGGAUUGGUCGGACGGGCACCAUUGUGGUGAUUGACAUGAUCAUCGAGACAAUUGACACAAUAGGUAUCAACUGUGACAUCGACAUCUCCAAGUACAUCCAGAUGGUGCGCGAGCAGCGCUCCGGCAUGGUCCAGACCGAGGCCCAGUAUAAGUUCAUCUACCUGGCCGUCUCUGAGUACAUCCAGACCACCAAGGCUAAAGAUGGGGCCUCCUUGGAGGCUGAGACGGAGUAUGGAAAUCUGCAGCUCAAACACCCGCCGGGGACCAGGAACAUCUCAAAAAGCAAAGACUCGGACGUGUACGAGAACGUGAGCAAAGCCAAGAAAGACAAGAAGAAGCCAAAGUCAGAGAAAAGUGGCUCGUUAAAGAAAAAAUAAGAUUUCUUAAGUGCAUUUUGAAGUCAUCUUGUGUUAUUUAUGUGACCCUACUUUCACAGCACAAACUUUAAACAUAAUUUCAAUACGUGUCUACAUGAUUUCAAUGUAUACUUUAUGAUAUGUGAUCUUUUGUUUUCAACUUUAGCCUGCUCCUCAAAUCUUCACCUGUACAAUAAAAAUUAACAUUUUAAGUCGUAAGGAA